UCCUUUCUGAAAAGCAGAAGAAGAAUCCAGUCUCGCUCCUGAGUUUCACGUGUUUACAAAAUAGCUCGUUGUAAACACCUGGAUUUCUCACUAACUCUCGACAUUUAUCCGCAAACGGUAUAAUCAUGUCUUCCAGUUGUCGCCGACCGGAACAUUCAGCGCCUCCCGAUGUGUUUUAUAAUGCAGAGGAAGCGAAAAAAUAUUCCCAAAACUCCAGAAUGAUAGAGAUUCAGACUCAGAUGUCUGAGAGAGCUGUAGAACUCUUAAACCUGCCAGAAGACCAGCCCUGCUUUCUAUUGGAUGUGGGCUGCGGUUCUGGUCUCAGUGGAGAUUACCUGACAGAAGAAGGACACUUUUGGGUGGGCGUGGAUAUCAGCACUGCUAUGUUGGAUGUGGCGCUGGACAGAGAGGUGGAAGGAGACCUCUUGCUAGGUGACAUGGGUGAGGGGAUGCCUUUCCGAUCAGGGACCUUCGACGGCUGUAUCAGCAUCUCAGCCCUGCAGUGGCUGUGUAACGCAGACAAGAGGACGCACAGUCCGCCCAAGAGACUGUUCACCUUCUUCAGCACGCUCUAUUCCUCCCUGUCGAGAGGCGCGCGAGCAGUCUUCCAGCUUUAUCCAGAGAAUUCAGAACAGCUGGAACUGAUCACCACACAGGCCAUGAAGGCAGGUUUCAGCGGAGGCAUGGUGGUCGACUACCCCAACAGCAGCAAGGCCAAGAAGUUCUUCUUGUGUCUGUUCGCUGGUGUGACCGGGGUUCUUCCCAAAGGUUUGGGAUCAGAAACUUCAGACAGGACUGUUCCAAACCAGGUCCAGUAUUCAGGACAGAGAUGUCGCUUCGCAAACAUGAAAGGGAAGUCGGUGAAGAAAGGAAGAGACUGGAUCUUGGAGAAAAAGGAGCGGAGGAGGAGACAGGGACGGGAAGUGCGAGCUGACACCAAAUACACCGGGCGAAAGAGAGGACCACAUUUUUAGAAAAGACCGACACUACCUCUGGAGCAUUGGACUUAAUUAACAGCCUCUUUUUAAUUGAGAUUAAAGGCCAAAUAUGCUCAUAUUUUGCAUCACGUGAUGAUGGGCAGACUGUCAUGGCUGCCAUAUGGGGAUGUCUUGUAUAAAGAACUGUCCAGUUUCACCUUUCAAAUUGAAUUUCAACAUGAUUCUGAGACACACAUCUGGACUGUGGCUGCUGCCCCCUCGACCUGAACACAGCUCAGCGCGAGAAGAGGGAACGAUGGGUGUUGAGAAGCACAUUUGAAGUAGGCAAGAAGCUUCUCUCUGUUCUGAAAAUGUUAAAGUAAAAACAUUACAGCCGUGUUUCUCUAUAAACCAGUCUUUAAAGCAUGAUGGAAGGAGGAUGUGCAACAGAAAUCAUGACUCAUCACUUUCGUUCUGGAGCUCGUCGUCACGCGACCCAUUGUGUGGUUAAAUGCAUUAGAGUGCGUGUGACAGUUGUGUGCAUUAUCACUGUAAAUAAACCGUCGAUUCAUUAUUGUUGUAUU
This is a messenger RNA of Synchiropus splendidus (mandarinfish), 1501 nucleotides long. It is a transcript of the gene bud23, whose product is annotated as BUD23 rRNA methyltransferase and ribosome maturation factor. The transcript is spliced from 12 exons. Bases 126 to 974 code for a protein of 282 amino acids. Gene Ontology annotation, cellular component: nucleolus. The record is from RefSeq and is a predicted model, not a curated record. Gene Ontology annotation, biological process: rRNA (guanine-N7)-methylation. Gene Ontology annotation, molecular function: rRNA (guanine) methyltransferase activity. NCBI's taxonomy places the organism in Eukaryota, Metazoa, Chordata, Actinopteri, Syngnathiformes, Callionymidae.